This is a messenger RNA of Cylindrotheca closterium, 1002 nucleotides long. NCBI's taxonomy places the organism in Eukaryota, Bacillariophyta, Bacillariophyceae, Bacillariales, Bacillariaceae. The record is from the annotation of a GenBank genome assembly.
AUGUAUACUGUGAGGCGCCAGGCGGAAGAGAAGUGCCGGGCCUUAGCUCCAGGUAAAGUUCCCUGGUCACCAAAAAUGCAGGGAUUCUGGGAUCGUAUGAGCCUGUGGAAGCUUCUGUUGAAAGGCAAGAAGGGUUGCCGUGUGAGUUCGCGCAAAGCUCGCCGGUUGAUGAAGAAGACAGAGUUGCCACAAGCUUGGAGGAAGUCAGAGGUCGAUCUGGAGGACUGCCUGAAGCAAGAGCGCUCCUUGUACAAGCAGGCCAAACACACCUACGCAGCUCGAUGGAGGAAAGACUUCUUGACAGUCCAAACCAAGGACGCAAAGAAGCAGCAGUGGAAGUCUCGGAAGGCCCGUGAUAGAUUCUUUUGGUUACGACAAAUGAAGCAAAGAGAGGAGGCAAGACACCCUCGUCGCGCCCAGAGCAAAGGAUCUUCAGGGGGCCUUCAGGCUAUUCAAAUUGAAGAACACUUACCAGAUGGCACUACAAGUCUCCGGACCAUCACUGACCGCCGCCUUGUAGAAGAUGGGUGCAUGCAAGAAAACACGGCACGCUAUGAUCAAACACGAGCGCCGUAUACCACUCCACCUAUGGCCGAACCGUUAUACAGCGAAUAUACCGGUGACAACGCUGAAGUAAAUUCCCUGGCAUUGUUAGAAGGCCAUUACACAUUACCUGAUCUGUUGGACCCAGCUACGGCUUCUUUCUUAUCUCACUGCCGGUUUCACAAAGGGCACUCUCCAGUCCACUUGCAAGUCUCCAAGGACGAUCACGUGUACUUCUGGUCGCGGAACCCUGAGAAUAAAGGAUCCGAACCUCAUGGACUACAUAAUGAACACUUUAAGGCGGCUAUCCAGUCUCCAUCUAUAGCGCAUUGUGAUGCCCUCUUCUGGAACAUUCCUCUCACCACAGGCUUUGUUCCUCUUCAAUGGCAGAAACUGAUGAACUUUGCCAUUGAAAAGAAGCCUGGAGACUUCCGCCUAUCUAAAAUGCGCACCAUCUAG